AUGGAAAAUGUGUCGGCUACGAUCUUUGCCUCUGCAAUUCCUCUUGGUCGGGUCGCGCAUGUAGUGUUCCUGAUUGUAGUGCUGUAAAAAAUUGCUCUAGCCAAGGAGAUUGCGUCCUGCCUAACAUUUGUUCUUGUUAUCCAGCUUUUGAUGGCGAAAACUGCGACCAGAGCACAAAAGCAAACAUAAAUCCUCCAAGAUUUAACGACACAUUUUAUAGCGCAACCAUUGUGGAAAAUUCUCCUGUAGGAACAGUGAUUUUACAAGUAAAAGCCAACGAUACAGAUUCAGGAAGAAACGGUCAGAUAUUUUAUGCUAUACUUGGUGAUGAUAACGUAGAAAGUAUUCUUACCGUUGGCGGACAAUCUGGAAAGGUUUACAUCGCAAAGAAGCUGGAUUUUGAAACAAUUGAGAUCAAAUCAUUCAAUGUGACCCUGGUUGCCGCGGAUAAUGGAUAUCCACAGAAAUCUGGAAUCGCUACUAUGCAGAUAACAAUAGUGGAUGAAAAUGACAAUUGUCCAAGCUUCAUCGAGCCACCAGGAGAUCUAAAACUAGAAUUCUUUGCACUCAUUCCCGGAGAAACCGUAACCAAAGUUUCUGCAAUUGACUUGGACAGUGGAGUAAACAGCGAAAUAACUUACAGCCUAUCCAAAAAUGACGCGUUCUCUAUUGAUCCCAAAACUGGUGUAGUUACCGUGGUGUCCAACCUGACGAAGAAAGUUCAUUAUCUCAUUGUUAGUGCCAGUGACAAUGGGGACGUUUCUUGCAUAACAGACAUCAGUUUGACAGUUGAAAUUGGCGUCUUUCCAACCACAAAAGCCCAGACUAGACCCACCACUUCAUCUACUUUUCCUGAGACUUUGCCUCCCAAAACAGAGCCCCGGACUAGACCUACCACUUCCUUCACAAACAGGAAAUCCGAAACCUCUGGUACUAAGGCGUUCACAGGUGAGUUUGUUUCUAUAUGUAAACGGUGAGAACAUCAUCAAAGCGCUUUUCUUGGCUAAAUAGUUAAAUGACAACCUCAAAGGAGAGAAAAUAAAUGAACAAAAUACUUACAAGGGAGAUGAACGAAUAUGGAGCGAAGAUGAACGAGAUGAACAAACGACAAGAUUCACCCAAUUCAAAACGAAACGCCUGACAUAUUUAACCGAUUUGACCUCUUUAACAAGUAGAAUUAACUAUUUUACAUUCAGCACUGAAAUUAAAGAUGGAGUCAACUCGCUUACCGAUUCAGUUCUGCAAUUGAAUCAGUACUGGAGGAACCGCAUAGAAAUGUCAUGGAGAGAUUGAAAAGAGUUAACGUAAACGUUGUGUUCAUUUCGCGUGCAAACACGUUACCAGUUGCUAUAAAAAAUUCAGAGAGUGAUUAACUAUUUUAACAUCGUUUGUAUUAUAAAAAGGUAGUAACAAUUCAUUAAUGAAUAAAAUAAACCAUGCUUGACGCAAACAGAUCCGACUCCUUACUCAAGCGGAUAAGUAAAAAAAGAAUUCAUUUCUUUUUCGUUCGAGUUCAAGUUUAAAAUAUUUUUUAUUCUUUCUUUUUGGACAAAGGAGCGACUACUUCGCAUGUACCAACGGAGGUAGGCGCGGUUCCUCGCGAAGGUUCAAUUUAUGGAAUAAUUGGUGGGUCUUUAGUUGGAGGAGCACUGCUUUUUUUGAUUGCCGCGCUGGUGAUCAGAAAAUGUCUUUGCAAAGACAGGACAUCUCCGGAAACUACGGGAAGAUUGAAUGCUGGUAUGGAUUUUGAGCUGUCUAAGAGGAUGUGAGAACAUGCUAUAUCUGGUGACAGGUUUCAAAAUGAAAGUUCGCCAUGAGAGAAAUAACCCGAGCUACCUUCUUGGGUUACCUGUGGUCGCAGUACUUUACUCGUAUACUUAGCAGUAAAGAGAACCCUUUUUUACAAGCUCACUUAAUGAGUUGAUAGUAUUAGUGUCAAUAUCAGUCAGUAACAAACAGAACAAAUAUAUUGCAAUGUCAGUGUCAUUAAGAGAUUAAACCUCUCACCUAAACCUAGUAUAUCGCUGUUAUAUAAAGAUUAUCAGUAGUACAGAAAAUAGCAGUGGUAAUAGCGCUAGCAGUAGAAGUAGUUGUAGCAAUGGAAGAAGCAGUAUGCUAUAGGAGUGGUGUUCACAAGGGCAGUAGCAGUAACAAUAGCAGGAAGCCAUCAACUAACCUACCUAUACAUCUAAAUCUUAGUUAGAGAUGAUUGUUGGUUACAUAUCUCUAGUUUCCCGUAUAUCAUAGGAGGAAAAUUUUAGGAACGAAGAGUGCACAUAUUAAGUUUAAUUUUCUAUCUGAUUUUGAGUGUGAAACAAGUUUGAAUAAAAGCGUGGAUUGUUUUUAAUUUUGUUGUGCAGUGUGAGAAGCGGUUUUAUAUAUAGCUCAAUCAAUAGCUUUCAUACGCGAUUAGAAUUUAGUUCUUCCCAGGACAGCACUAACUCCUCACCCCUGACAUGACUGUUUCUUCUUUUCUCGUAAAAAAAAAGAAUAAAAAGAAAAAUGUUUCAGCCGCAUUAACUGAAAAGAAAUUAAUAAUUAUAAAAAACUCUAAUUGAAUUUUUGAAAAUGUCCAUUGUUUUUAAGCUCAGCUACCCUAGAUGUAGUUUCUUGUGAGCCAAUAAAACCCAGGAAUUGCAAUAGUAUGGGUAGUUUUCAAAGUGAGACUCAGAAAACCUUCAGAAAUUAUUCAUUGUUCUGUUUCUGAUGGCCACGUCACGUUGUAACCAAUCACAUCCGAGUUAGAACACAAAAGAAAAACUUCAAACCCGGAUAUUGAUCACCAUUGUUGUAGACUGCUUAGUUUUCUCUCAGCUGAUUGGCUUGAACCCUUGAACUCCCAGAAGUGAUUAACAUGUAACUUCUCCCUAUAAUAUCCAUAAAUUAUCCAGUAAACAGGUAAUGAAAAUCCUCAAACUUUUCUGGAAGAAUUUGUUAUUUUGAUCUAACACUAAUUUUCACGGAAAUAUAUAGCUGCCAGAGGGGAGAGUAAGAAGUCAGCGGAACUUGGGAUUUGAAGGGUGAACCCUUUAACCCCCAUGAUCCUAUGAGUAAUUUUCCCCUCUAUUGUCACACCAUUUCCCUAUGAACAAGAUGGGAUUUGGUCCUAUAUCAAGAUAACACCUACUCACCAACAGGCUUAUUGUAUGUUUUUAUAACCUGUUAUAAUAAACAUAUUGGAAUCGUGAGGAGAAAUUACAUGUAGAUAAGUUUUAGAAGUGAAAGAGUUAAAAAUUUUUGGAGCCCCAUACACAGCAUUCCUUGAUUACGAUUAUUUCCAGUUUCAUGAAAUGCGCUUGAGUGAAUAAAACUGUUUAGUUUUGUUUGCGUUUCAGAUACUAUGUCAUUUACUUCAUCCACGCUGUUUCUGGUCCUCAUCUUUGUCAUCUGAACGCUCCAAGCUACUUGCUACUUCUCUCUGCUUCGCUACUCCAGGACAAGAUCAAACAAAAUUUAUUUUACCUCAAUGGCAGUCCUUCUCGCAGAGGUUGUGAAACUUUUCACAAUGUUAGUGGCGAUCUUUUUUCAGUGUGGAAAUGUAAAAGCAUUCACUUUGUAUCUCAUUGCCAAUUUGUUUGUAGAUCACAAGGCUACGUUUCGUCUAUCUGUGCCAUUUUUAUGGUAUGUUGUACAAAAGAAUCUUGUUUAUAGUGCAAUGAUGCAUCUAGAUCUAAAAUCAACAACAUUUCAG
Molecule: messenger RNA, 3691 nt
Organism: Pocillopora meandrina
Lineage: Eukaryota; Metazoa; Cnidaria; Anthozoa; Scleractinia; Pocilloporidae
Source: the annotation of a GenBank genome assembly